Molecule: messenger RNA, 1305 nt
Organism: Diachasma alloeum
Lineage: Eukaryota; Metazoa; Arthropoda; Insecta; Hymenoptera; Braconidae
Exons: 2
Coding region: 259-990 (243 amino acids)
Source: RefSeq, a predicted model, not a curated record
GUGCGUUCUCAAAUCACAAGACCCGAGAUCAAAAAAUCAGAAUUGCACUCGCUAAAUACCGUUGAGGGCGCUGUUUUUCAUCAAUGGUGUUUAUCGAAUGUUAUCGAAUCGUGAUCAUCUGCGUAUGCUGAAGCACGGAGAAUCAUCCACAUUAAAUUCCAACAACUCCGUAUUCUCAGAAAUAAAAAACUGUAUUUGACAGUGUGAUGAAUAAGUGUGUGAAGUAAAUAAAACUAACCAAAAAGUUCUCUCAUCUCCAUGAAAAUGUCAGCAAACGGUUCGUUCUCGUCAUCGUCUACUCUCUCCUAUUAUUCCGCCAACGAAGUAGACUCCAACCUUGACAGCCAUUCAGACAUAUUCGAGGAAUUAUCGAGAACGCAAUCUGGUCUGUACGACAUCUUCGUGGAACUUUUCAUCGAAAUUCCGAAGAAUGAAACCUUCAACAAGCCAGACAUGGUGAGAGCAGCUGUGUACACCAUCUGCGGGGAGAUAUUCUUCAAAUAUCAGCAGUGGAUCGCCAUUAGUUCCCUGAUUGCUCAUCAUAUGGGAAGAGCCUUGAAUCCAACGAGCAGUGAUUGGGCUUCAGUCAAGGAUGGACGUCUCGUAUACCUCGGUAAGACGAAGAUCACGGGGCACACACUGGCUGUGAUUGACUCCCCAAAGCUUCCAAUUGUCCAUGACAGCAUCAGUUACGAUGAUAACAUCUGUGCUACGAAUGUCAGGUUGAACUACUCAAUUGAUUUCCUUUUAACCCCUGGUGUUGCUGCUGCUGCGAGAAUUUACAAGAAUCACGGGUUCAGGAUUGACUUUGAUGGGUACAGUUAUAAGCAGAAGCACAUGGAUGAUAUUAUGAAGGGGCAUGUGGCCGAGAAACUCGAGGUUUAUAAUCAUCAUUUAGCUUGGUCCAGUGUCUACAAUGUACUCCAGGAGUACAGGGAAAACGUCGACAAGCAGAAUAAAUUUUUCGAAGAGUAUGGAUUCACCUUUUAGAUUCAUCAUUUUUUAAUAUAUUUUAUGAAAAUUAGGGAACAAAACUAGAAUCGACAAUCCCUCAAACAAAUUACUUGAGAUUUUCCUCUAUUUCCUGGUGUCACUGCUCCUGUGAGGAUCCAUCAGAGCCAUGGAUUCAGGAUUAAUUUUGAUAACUGCAUUUAUAAGCAGGAACACAUGGAUGAUAUGAUGAAGGGACAUGUGGCCCAGAAACUCGAGGUUUAUAAUCAUCAUUUGGGGGGUGCAGUUGGGGAUAAAGUAAGUCGGCCCAUGGUAACGCAGAUAGGGAAGGGAAUAAAAUGUAAAAACCCGAGA